AACUUUCGGUCUCACAGUGCAUGUGGAUUCUCACUGGACAACUGUCAGCCAGAGAUCAGGGAGCGGCUUUCACACUUUGCGAAUGGACUUUAAAGCACAAACGCGUACAAUCGUAUUCGCUAAGGGCACAGGUGAGCCCAUAUACAGACUCGGAGUUGUGACGUGGAUGCAUCAGGAAGAUUAUCCGGUGAACGCUCUGUGUUGUCUUUAGCGGCAUGGAAAUAAGAUGGCACAGUGACACAACCACCUGUUGCGGUUACUGAAAAUGAAGAAUUGGAGGUAACAAGGGAGGAGGACAACAAUGUUUCAGCUCAUCCAUCAUUUUUUGGAGAUGUAUGCUGAUGAUAUCUUCAGUCUAUGUGUUUGGAUGAAGCCACCUGGGUGUUGAUUGAUAUUCUAGCUUUUAAAAGUGGAUGUUAAACCUUUCUUGAACCUGGAUGCUUUCAGUUGUACAUUUUUCUCAAUGCCCCUUGUUAUUGAGCUUUUUCUGUUUUUUUAUUGCUUAUAAACUAUGCUGUCCUGAAGAUUGUCUUCUCAGUAGACACCAAGACUCAGUUGGAGAAAGACCAACUAUUUUCCAGCCUGUUGCUUCAGUUAAUUGUGAGUUAAUUGGGUAUCAGCACUCCUGUUGGGAUUUCCAGGGCUUUUUUCCCCGCCGGAUUAGCAGAUGUUUUGUGAUCCUGGUUGGAAAGACAUCAUUAACCAGUGAAUUGCAUUAAGCAUCAAGAUAGCCAGUCUUAACCUUUUAAAGUUUUGUUAUUUUCUAGUUUCUUUUGUGGGACAUUUCUGGAACAUGCAUUUUUUUGCAUAUCACAGUAACCUCAUGGAUUUAAAGCUUCACUGAUUAUUGCACAAAUGAUGUUAGAUAGUUCCACUUUAUACUUUUCGCUCCUUGAGGAUCUUUUGUGAAGACCAGUGAGCAACAGCUCAACCUUGUACUUUUCGAAAGACUCAAUCUCCUCCCCAGUUUUAUAAGAAGGGAUGAUGACGGAAAAGCGCUCAACGUCUUUCAGAAAGGAGAAGGACAGGACUGAGAAGGCCACUUCGAUUUCUCAUGCUCUCAGCUGGCUCAGUUUGUCCUCUCUGUCACAGCAAACCCGUAAACUUUUUCGCAGCCAGAACAGCCUCCACAGACACUCCUAUGCUCCACGUGGAGCGGAUGAAGAUGAGGAUGACUGGGUUUAUGCUCCUCAGCAUUACGUAGCUGUGUCUAAUUUGGAUGAAGAGAAAAAGUGGACCGUGCACUACACUGCUCCAUGGCAUCAACAGGAAAACAUCUUUCUCCCGGGCACCAGACCCGCCUGUGUGGAAGACCUGCACCGCCAGGCCAAAGUUAACCUGAAAACAGCCCUCAGAGAAUGUGAUAAACUGAGGAAAGAUGGCUUCCGCAGUUCACAGUACUACUCACAGGGCCCAACUUUUUCCAGAACCACUGAAUCCCAAAAUGAGGAUGAGGACAAUGAAGCAGAUGAUGCUGAUAGAAAGUCAACAGCAUCUUCAGGAGAGGAAGAAAAGGGAGAAAUGAGUUCAGCACAGGUGGAGGGAGUUGAUGGGCAAACGCCAUGUACAAAAGCCGCACUCCUGCCGACUCCAGAGGAGAAGAUGAGGCAGCAGGCCCAGGCCGUUCCCACAGAUAUCGUCCCCAUCAAUGUCACAGGAGAGACAUUUGACAGGCAGGCCAGCAUCCGCCGCUCCCUAAAAAACACUGACACUCUGACCCAGCGGUCCAAGAAGGUUAAGCGGAGAAAGACUAUAUCAGGGGUGCCUGACAGCGUCCAACUGGAACUAGCAGCAAAAGGGCGUGGAGGAGAGCUCCGGCCACAGUCCAUGUUUAUCCCCGGGCAGUAUUCAACACUUGGGAGAAUCGGAAAUGGGAAUUCAACUCUCCGUCGGUCUGAAACCAAAGAUUCUGGCUGCCAGACCGAGGAGGUGAAAAUCGUCCCACCCUCCAUGAGAAGAAUACGGGCUCAGAGGGGCCAAGGAAUCGCUGCUCAGAUGUCUGGCAUUUCUACCUCUGCCAGCAACAUCUCUUCUAUGUCUGAUGGGAACUCCUCUGGAAGUUCAAUAGUUUUAAUGGCACCACAGUUUUGCAACGAUAGACAGCGUUUCCACAGCUUGCCACGAGGUGCACGGGUCUCUCUAAAUGCCAGCCCUCUUUACAGUAGCACCCCGUGCGGGCAUGAAGAUUCCACAGCAAAUGCAUCUCAUCAGAUCGGAAAAUUACAGGUGGAUGAUACUGUGGUGCACAUGAGGAAUGCCCCAAGGGGACGCACCCCAGCUCGACCAAAAUCUCAGGAGGUGAGAGGGAGUCAAAGAGAGUGGGACUCUAUCUCUGGUCCUGCUUGUGUAGUUUCUCCACAUGCAGCCUACUCGACGUCACUGAUACCCAAUGCUACACUAUCAUGUUCUUCUGAGGUAAUUGCACUUCACCCUACAUCAAGCCCUGGCCAGAGCCCAACUACUGGGUCUCCGUACUCUAAAGGUAGACCUCUUAGCAUGGUCGCAGCUGUCAACAGGGAGAGCACCAGUAGUGUGGCAACAGGUUCCCACACACCAGAAACAGGCAUUCCGGAUACCUGUAGUGAUACCUGUAGCCAGUCUGAUAGCAGUUUGCACAGCCACAGCACAAUUGCAGCAGGAGCAUUAUCUUCAGAAGAACAAUGGAUUUACGACACCCCUGAAAAUGUGCUCCCCAGAAGGACACUGUCCUCAAGCUGUUCUACACCCAUAAAUAAUCUAUAUAGUAGCCUGGAGCGCUCCUCAAAAGGCACAGACUCUAGUUCACUCUACUCUAUGGACAAUGAUGGCUACUACACUUCCAUGCAUUUGGAUUCAGGCCUUAGAUCAAGAAGCCAAGGUAGUGGCCAUGGUCAUGGAAUAGGAGGCAGGGCAGCAAGACAUAGUAUGUACGAAUGCCUGGGUCAGCAAGAUGACCGAUCCAGUCUGUACAGUGACCGUUCACUGUCACGUUCCAUUUCCCUUCGCAAACCUAAGAAGCCACCUCUUCCACCAGCACGUACAGACUCUCUACGGCGAAAGCCUAAGAAAACCAACCCUCCCACGGCAAAUACUGGUGGGUCAGAUAUUACCAACAGAUCUGUUCUGAAUGAGUCCUUGAUUGCCACACUCCAACAGUCACUUCAGAAUGGACUUAAAGGGAAAGGGUCCUCUACCUCACCAUCUCACAGUCCCUGCAGUGACUAUGAGGAUCCUUGGAUGAUACGUCCCAGGAGCCAGAGUAGCAUUAGUGUGGGAAGCAGUAAUAUAUCAGCAGCAGGGAUGCCAAAUGUUUACUCCAUCUGUCACGUGACACCCUCACACAGUGAGACUAGUAGUCUACGAUCUGAUUAUGCAGAUUCUUGGAACUACUACAUGGAUUAUCCACGUCCACCUAAUGAGCAGACACAGUCACCAUGCAAAUCUGCUGGACAAGCAGGUGAAAUGGCAAAUGGAAGAGGCCUUCACAAUGGUACCCAGACAUCCCAUCCUUCCACCCGGGAGGGUAGUGAAGUGUACAUAAAGCCCAAAACUGGCACCUCAUCACCAGACAGGGUCCAUCGAUUGACUUCUCCAUCAAGCGGUUACUCAAGUCAGUCAAACACUCCAACAGCUGGAACUCCGGUCCCCUCAUUCAUGAGGUGUAAGUCCCCGUCAGGCAGCAAGCCCAGACCUAAAGUACCUGAAAGAAAGUCAUCCUUGCUCUCAUCUGUAUCUAUUUCAUCAUCUUCUACCUCACUUUCCUCCAACACCUCUGAUUCCAUCAGACACAAUGUUCCUCCACCACCACCUCCUCUACCAGGUGUCAUCCCUGUGUGCAAUGCAAGCCAGGCAUUUCCUCCUCCACCACCUGUUUUACCCAUGACCCCCUCUCAACAAGCAUCCAUGCCCCCACCUUACAUCAAUUCCUCCCCAGAAUUUCCACCCCCUCCACCUCCAGAGGUCUGGAUUGACCCUGGCCUGUCAAACCUCAAUAGUUCUUUCAGUCCUCCACCUCCUCCUCCACCUCCAUCUUGUCCCAUUAUCCCUGCAUAUCCUUCCCCCCAAAUUCCACUCAUGCCCAGCAUGACACCUUCCCCUGCCUCCUUAAAGGAUAUAAAGAGCAGCCUAAAGCCUGUGAACACUGAGAAAAAAUCUGAGUCCACACACUCUGAGGAGUCUAGUAAACUUGGUGUGCCACUGAUUACCCCCCUGGCUUUGCAAAGUGUGCAGCUUCGCUCAGUGAAACGGCCAGAAAAGAUUGAACUGACAGCUGACCAAUUGGCCAUUAAUACAUCAGAGAAGCUUCAAAAACCAGAUCAUCCCACAGUUUCACCGGUUUCUCCACAAAAAAAUGGAUCCACCCUUCUUCGCCAGGGUAAUGUUGAAGUUGUUGAAGCACAACCUGACUGCAAUGUAAGGUCAAUCAAAAAAUCAUAUUCAGAACCAGCAUGGAGCCUUACAAAUGGAUCCAUAGAUUUUGGUGAUGUUAAGGCCACAGACGAAGUGGAUGGUCUUGAAACUCCCGUGUCAUCACCAGUGAAGACACCACAAAACACUACACCCAGGAAAAUGCCUCCUGUUGUUUCCAAAAAGCCCAAGUUUCCUCUCACCUUUAGACCAUUGCAGAACCAUACAGCAUCCACAGAUGGAGAUGCUGGAGACUUGUUAAAUGCUCAAAAUGAGGAGGACAUUUCUACAACACAAUGCCAGGAACCCACACCUAUGCCACAACAAGAAGAAGAGAAACCAAAUAAUAAUAAUAGAAGUGAGAUUUCUUUACCUCCUGAGGAGAUGAGAAAAAUGUCUCUGACAAAUGUUGAAUUUUCCAAGACUCCUUGUACUAUCAUCCAAGAGACAGUUUGUGAUGUGGACAAGAGCAGUAGUACAGAAGAGGAUAUAGAUGAUGAAGAUGUAACCAGCAACUCCGGAUCUGUUGGUUCUAAAGAUGAUGAAAGUGGUGAUGUGUUUGAGCCCAGCACAGUGGACACGGCUGAAUCUCCCAGCGUCAGCAGCGACAAAUGCGGGGACAUGGUGACCCCCACUCGGCCCCGGACCACCGAGGACCUCUUCGCUGCCAUUCACAGGUCAAAGCGAAAGGUCCUAGGACGCAAGGAAUCUGAAGAGGAGCGCACACAAGGUCCUCUGUCACCUCCGGUUACCCCUACCGGAACCGCCCCGAGCCUGACUUCCCCUCUGCAUCGCCAGACAGGCUCCAUCCAGCGUAACCUACGCAAAUCCUCAACCAGCAGCGACACGUUCAAGGCACUUCUCCUAAAGAAAGGCAGUCACUCCGGGACCAGCUUCAGAAUGUCUGCCGCCGAGAUGUUGCGCACCACCGACCCGAGGUUCCAUCGGACACGCUCUUUGGACUCCUCAUUCGACCCUUCGUCUCCAACCACGCCAUCUCCCGAAAGCCCUUGCGCUUCUCCAGGCCGCAACAAGAGGUCGCCCGAUGACUGGUCACCCAGAUGCUCCCCGGGGUCGCCCUUCUCGACCUCACCUUCGCUAAUCGGACCGAAAUACGGCCGAUCUCGCACGCCGCCCUCUGCCGCCAGCAGCAAGUACAACGCCCGCAGUCGAAUCCUCAGUAGCCCAAUGACUGUUAUUUGCGAGAGGGACGGAGAACUUACAGAGAGUGGAGAGUACUGUGAAGAGCCAUGCUCUGUUUCUCCAGUUCAGGACUCUAAUAGCACUUUAUGCGAGCAGAGCAGCAGUUAAAUGCUUGUCUCAUGGUGACAAAGGCACAAUGUCGACAAGACACCGGAGAUUGACCGAGGCAGGAGACCGGGAGAGGUUAAACUCUGUAGAAGGUCCUGCCGCCCGCCGCUCCAAGCUGCACUGCGGUUUUCCUGAUGUUGUAGUGUGGGCAUGCUGGGAUCUGAAGUUGCUCUGGCAAAUCAGGCAUUCAGAUCAAGCAGUAGGCAGAAUACCACUGUAUGUGUCGCUCUACAGUAAUCUAAUCAAAUUUUGCCUUCUUUCAGAGGAAAAUCUGCUUUCAGUGGCAACACUAGACGACUCUUUCCAAAGCCCUGCAUUUAUUUCUGUUCAGUUCUUUUGUUUAGCUUCAUGUUCACCUUCUCAAUCAGAUUUGUGUGGUGGUUUUUUUGUAAAGCAGUUAACACGCAUGUGAAAUGUGGUAAUGAAGGAAUUACUAAGUGACUAAGUGUUACUAAGUGAGUAGUUCAAGUUGAUGGACAAGUGCAGACUGCUUGUUAUUUCCACGCUUUGCGAAAAGAAAUCUGGGUGUGUCUUAAAGUUUACUGAGGCUGUUUUAUUACCAACUUUUGGUUUUUGCACACUGGUCUUUGAAAACCCCCAAAUAGCAGAUGACUCUGGGCCGGAUCCGCGCCGAAGUCAGCAGCUCUGUCGUGAAUCCGGCCCGGCAUCGUCUCCUGUCUGGGCCAGGUCAGAGUUUAACCGGUGAAAGCACACUGUAUGAUUUCUCCAAGAGUUUAUUUCUCACAGUUUAUUGUUCAGACCGGUCCAUCGGAAGUGUCCAGAAUGGAAAAGGAAUCAAAUAACGUGAGACUGGAGUAAUGACGGUUUGUUUGUGGAAAACCUUUUAUGUUCGGUUUCUGGUGUUGUGUAGGUUUGCACUGUUCAUCGUCUCAUUUAAUGUCUUACUGUUCAUUGUGUCUGUGUUGGUUAUUUUAAGUGUGAAAGUUAAACUUACUUGAAACAAAUGACCGGUUUUACUUGUAAUCGUUCAGUUACCAAAGACUUGAAAAGGACAGUCUAAUUUGUUUGCCCACUAAGACUGAAAUAUGAGGGCUGAUGGUAAUGUUGUUCUGUUCUUUUGGCUACUAGUGAUAAAGACAAGCUUGGACAUAACCAAGGCUUAAUAACUAACUGUCCUGUUUGCCCGUCAAACCUGUGUUCGUUCCUUGUGCCGUUUUAUAAUGUUUUUAUGUAUAUACUUAAAGAAAUGUUAAGUAACCUGAACUUAUUUUCAAAGAAUUUGUACAUUUUAGACACCUUUGCUAGGAGUGGCUUCCUUUUGUAGAGUAUUUAUUUUAGAAUAGCCAGAAUGUGGUUUGAUAUAAUAAUGUAGUGGGAGGUGAAAGUGUGAUUAAACAGAUCCUCAGACUGUUCAUUGUGCAAAAUGUCUCGCCUGUUCCUUCAGCGCUCCAUCCCACUAAUAGAAAUGUGGAUGGGAAAAUAAUAACAGAAGAACGAAAUGAACUUAACAAUGACGAAGAGGAAGCAAGCCGCUAACCCUCUGGAGUAUGUCUCUGUAAUAAAACACGGUGAUAUUUAAACUGUC
This is a messenger RNA of Paramisgurnus dabryanus, 7243 nucleotides long. The record is from RefSeq and is a predicted model, not a curated record. Lineage: Eukaryota; Metazoa; Chordata; Actinopteri; Cypriniformes; Cobitidae.